Messenger RNA from Pseudoliparis swirei, 981 nucleotides. RefSeq names its product izumo sperm-egg fusion protein 1. The transcript is spliced from 9 exons. Gene Ontology annotation, cellular component: acrosomal membrane; plasma membrane. NCBI's taxonomy places the organism in Eukaryota, Metazoa, Chordata, Actinopteri, Perciformes, Liparidae. Gene Ontology annotation, biological process: heterotypic cell-cell adhesion; fusion of sperm to egg plasma membrane involved in single fertilization; sperm-egg recognition. The coding region runs from base 1 to 981 and encodes 326 amino acids. Gene Ontology annotation, molecular function: signaling receptor binding; protein binding involved in heterotypic cell-cell adhesion. The record is from RefSeq and is a predicted model, not a curated record.
AUGCUGCUGCUGCUGGUGUCCCUGCUCUGCUGUGUCCCUGCAGCCAAGGCCUGUCUGCAGUGUGACCGCAAGAUCAGGCUCCUGCUCGAGGACUUCACCCUGUCCGCUCCCACCGUGUACAACCAGAUCGAAUUGAAAAAGAUCUGCGACCAUGCUUAUGUGACCUACAAGGAGACCAGCCGGGAGCGAAGGGGAGUCAUCGAUCCUACCACUCUGUACAGAGCCAGAACUGAGUACCACAGUGAGUUGGACCGCUUCUUGAAAACCAAGCACACUGGAUCCGUAACAUUUGAGGCCAUUCAGAUCCUGGAGAAGGGCAGGAAGAUCUUAGAGAAACACUUGGACACGUUCGUCCGUGACGGGUUGUGCCCCAACAAGUGCGGGCUUUUGAAACGAAGAGUGAUGGAUUGCUUCUCCUGUCGUUACAAGAUAUACAUCUGUCCCUCUCCCUCCGGCCAGCAGGACUGCGGUGAGCUCCCCGUGCGGGCCGAGGAGGGAGGCCAGGCCGUGCUGAACUGUUUCCUCCCGUGGCAUCGUCUUCUGUUGGGAGCACCGGAGUACCACUACGCCUGGGCCCGCGGCGUGCCAGGCACCGAAAAGCUGAACGAGAGUGAUUUUAAAGCCUUGGUGGUGACGGACGACUCAUCCGUGGUCCUAAAUCAGCUGCGCGUGGAUGAACAAGGGACGUACCGCUGCUCUCUGCAGGGCCGCGAUGGAACCGUCUUCUACCGGGUCACGUACCCGCUCGCCGUCGCUCUUUCUCCUGACCAGACACGCCGCCCCGUCAUCACUCCGCCCUCCCUGCCUCACGGAGACGACUCCGCGCAUUUUCAACCCACCGCCGUCCUGCUGGUGCCGGUCAUCGCCGUGGUUACGGCGUUGAGUCUGGCAGCGAGCGUAGGCGUCACGGUGGUACUGGGAAUGAUGAUGAGUCAGAGGAGUAGGCGGACAGAGAGGAGAACCACACAAGACCCGGUGUGA